Hydatigera taeniaeformis is the source of this 231-nucleotide messenger RNA. Lineage: Eukaryota; Metazoa; Platyhelminthes; Cestoda; Cyclophyllidea; Taeniidae. The record is from the annotation of a GenBank genome assembly.
AUGGUGACUCAACCGCGGUUGACAAUGCGGUCGAUCCCACAAGGUCAAUCCUUUCGCGCUGAGUGGUACGCGGGGUGCUUUUGCUUUCGAUUUUGGCAGUUUGGUACUUGGGAGGAGGUCAUCAUCGACGACCGCCUUCCAGUGCGACCCGGUGGUCGACCCCUCUUCAUCCACUCCAGCCGGCACACUGAGUUCUGGCCCGCUCUCCUGGAGAAGGCCUAUGCCAAGUAA